Molecule: messenger RNA, 3436 nt
Organism: Harpia harpyja (harpy eagle)
Lineage: Eukaryota; Metazoa; Chordata; Aves; Accipitriformes; Accipitridae
Product: V-type proton ATPase subunit S1-like protein
Exons: 7
Coding region: 97-1245 (382 amino acids)
Cellular component (GO): proton-transporting V-type ATPase complex
Source: RefSeq, a predicted model, not a curated record
AUUCACAGGGAAGCUGGAAUGCGCCAGCGGUAGGUGUCCACCGUCAGAAUAAAUCUGAGCACACGAAGAAUUUCUCCCGUGGGUACCGGUGCAGUGAUGGAGUGGCAAAUCCCGACCCCGAUUGGCUGGAUCUGCUGCCCGUCACACUGCCAGGCAGAGCGCGGGUGCCCGGCUGCCAACUGGACCAGAGGAGCAGAUGUGCUGGGUGUGGAGGGACUGGCUCUCUUCUCAAUGGAAAGAAACGCUGCUCUUAGGUUCCUGCUGCUUUUUUUGUAUGUGGGAUUCGCAGUGUCUGCGGAGCAAAUGAUUGCGACAGUGGAUGGCAGUUCACCUGCAUUUUCAGAUCAAGAUUCUCUGCAAAAAAAUGGUCGACGUUAUGAUGGUGGUGUGAAGCCAAAAUUUAAUGUUGUCAGCUACAACUUCAGCAGGAAAGGACAGUGGGAAAGAGCAUCCUGGAGGCCAUUCACCCACAGCCACUACAGCCCUCUCAAUGUCACAGUUAAUGGCAUCCCCUGCAUUCUCUUCUGGGCCAAGAGGAUCAUGAUUAAGUUUGAAAACCACACGCAACUGGAUUUGACGGAGAAGACAUUUGGUGUCCAUGCAACAGUGGAUGUUGGAGAUUCAAACUGCAGUGAAGACAAUGCAAUGCUUUCUCUGAAGUUUGGUGACAUUGGCAAUCUAAAGGGACUUGUUAUUAGAUUCUUAUUAACAACCAGCUAUUACCAGCUGUCUGUUCAGAACUGGUUCAGUUUACACAGACUGCAACUUCUUUACAACCACUCCAUACAAGCGACGUUUAAUGCAACCAGAAUAUAUGCACCGGCAAGUUACUCCUACCACUGUGAACACGUGAGCAGCUUGCAGAGAUAUGAUGCACUCCUCAUACCCAGCUCUGCAAAUGAUCUUUCAAAGCUUUGGGAAGUCACUUUUAUUGAUUUCCAGAUUCAAGGUUUUAACAUUCAAGAAGGACAUUUUGCCUAUGCAAAAGACUGUGCAUCCUUUUUCUCUCCAGCAAUACUUAUGGGAUUGGUUAUGUCUCUGAUUCUGCUGCUGGUUCUUGCCUAUGCUCUUCAUAUGUUGAUCCACCUGAAAUCUCUUGACAGGCACUAUGAAUGCAAAGCUUCUCCUGCCUAUUUUGCACAGAUGAAAGACAAUGACGUGGGGGAGGAGAAAGAGCCACUGAGAAGCAGUGGAAAUGAGUCCUAUGAACUCAGAAACCAAGAGUUCUGCAAAAUCUAUAUUUAGCAGUAUGCAUCUGUCUCAGUGAAACAAGUGGUAUUUUCUUCUGCUGGCACUCCCGUAUGUAGUUUGUGCAGAUUUUUCACCAACUGACGAAAGGAAAAGUAGGUAACAGACUGUUUAGCCAGUUACUGUCUGUUAUUUCUUGAUAACCAUCUCAAAGAUGCCUUGGGAAACAAGAUGAGAGAAAAAAAAUUCCCUUGUAAGAAAGAGAUUCCAUGUGAUGGGACUUUAUUCCUGUAGUACAAAACCAAAAUGCAUAUCUUUUCAGCCAGCUUACCAAGUCCUGAAGAGAGAGAUAAUCAGUAAUGGAUCCUUUGAAAUUAAAUAAAGAUACAAAAAAUAGCAAAACAAAAAAAAAAUCUUUGCUUAUUCUUUCAGUAGGCAAGAUCCUUCCUGGUUUUGUAUUUGCUUCAGCCACCUUGCUUUGUGUCCUGACAAAACAGUAUCCAUUCCUUUCUCAGUAUAUGUUUUCCUUUUAUUUUCCAAAUUACAUCCUCUCCUCUUUGACCUCAUAAACUCCUUUUCUUCCUUUGGAGUCUUCAGAGACGUAUAAGCUGUGUAUUAUGCACUACACUGAUGAAAUAGGGACGGCUUCGGUACAGCAGCAUCUUAAUACUUUUCUCUGUCUAAGCUGGAGGCUUACUGUAAGGAUCUAGUGGGAGAACAGUAGACAUCUGGUCAAAGGCUUACCCUUAACUUCCCGGCUCAACUCCACGCCAAAAGACGGAUUAUGAGCAUUAUACCCUGUAAUUCUAGGUUAAUUUCUUUUCUAUCAAAUCCUAUCAGUCCUUCUUGGGAAUUUUACCUGAAUGGAGAUAGCCAGUGCUAUAAUUGAAAAUAUAUAUAAACAAAGUGGUGGAAGAAGCUGCCCAGCAGUGAAAAGGAUACUGUGAUAUAAUUUUCACUCCUCCUUCUGAGCGUUUAAGAUACUGUCUUCCCACUCAUCCUUUCUUCUGUUAGAGUCAAAGUUUGGGAACUCCAAAUUAGCCUGUAAUUUGGCCCUGACUUCUAGCAAGGAAGAACACGGUAAUGUACUAACUGUAGCGCUUUUAGGUCACAAGUAAUACAAAACCCAGCAUGUUAGAAAAUCUUCUGCAAAACCAGAUUUAGUAAACAAAUGCCUUUUUUAUUUUAGGUAAUAGAUCUAAUUAGUUGUUUGUGGUCUUUGUAAAAUAUACUGCAGUACUCUUUAAACACCUUGAGAGAUGUUCAAAGAUCUCCUGUUUAUUAGCACUGAUGACACACAGGCUAGGUGUGGAGUCCAAAGCAGUUAGUUAAUUUAGGAAGGCACUUCAGAGGAAAAAGAAAAACAAACAUCUUUGAGCCGUAACCAGACGUAAGACACAAGCUUCUGGGGACUUGGCAAGGCUGCCCGUGGCCAGUUAUUGCCAAGCUUUAUCUGUUUUAUAAAGGAAGCAAGCAAAACCACGAAUGUCUGGGAACCUGAAUGAGGGUAAAAUGAGAAGGUGCAAAUAAAACCCACAGUAUUCUACAUGGGGUGGCAAAACACUUGCUGACUUGGUCCCCUCUGCUUACACAGAGUGAUGACAGAUGUUAGAAGGAGUUCAGGAUGCCAGUGUUAAAUAGGUGAUGUUCCUCAGAGUCUGGAGAGCGGUGCUGUUGUGCCUGGGGUUUGCUUAGCUGUCAGGCAAUAAAAAUCUGACGCUAAUCAGUGAUAGCCUGACUGUCAAAAUUACCGUCAUUCACUGGUGUAAAAUACCCACUCUGCAGAGCUGUGCAUGGUGGCUUUGGGCAUGGCAGUGCUCUCUAAACCUCAUGUUCUCUGAGGCACAAGUGCGCUAGUUCCUCCCGCACAGCUCAUUUAACCUACUGGUUAGCAUCUGAUGAUGCUGUCAGUAUAAUUCUUACCUAUCAUUUCCUUGCAUGUUUUAUGUAGGCAAUAUUAGCACCGUUGCUAUAAGAGGUUCUUAUGAGACUGAUAAAUCAGGAAUAAGGGACCUUCCCUCUAAUCAUGUCCCUCACCCCUCAUGUCCUUCUAAACCUCCUUCCCUAGCUGUUUUCUGACCCACAUAUGUUCCAGUUUUGAGGGUGAGAUGAUACCUGCUGGCUUUAUGCUCGAGAGACUCAGCACUGCACAUCUCCAGCACAUGUCAGCGCAGAAUUUUUAGUGUGGAAUUAAAAGAUGGGUGGGGCCCUUUCAGCAGGAAUGAGCUUGAGAGGUGAAUUUACACCC